This is a messenger RNA of Eleginops maclovinus (Patagonian blennie), 3962 nucleotides long. RefSeq names its product D site albumin promoter binding protein b (gene dbpb). The coding region runs from base 701 to 1807 and encodes 368 amino acids. Gene Ontology annotation, molecular function: DNA-binding transcription factor activity, RNA polymerase II-specific; RNA polymerase II cis-regulatory region sequence-specific DNA binding. Gene Ontology annotation, biological process: regulation of transcription by RNA polymerase II. Gene Ontology annotation, cellular component: nucleus. The record is from RefSeq and is a predicted model, not a curated record. NCBI's taxonomy places the organism in Eukaryota, Metazoa, Chordata, Actinopteri, Perciformes, Eleginopidae. The transcript is spliced from 5 exons.
ACUGCCCGUGUCCGCUCCAGCUGAGAGCGCGAGGACUAUCGGUGGUGGUGGACGUCGCGCGGCCCAAACAGACCGAAGCCCGUGCGAAGAUCCACCGGAUGCAAAAAAAAAGUGCAGACAGAGAGAGAGGAAACGUCCCCCUCCUCCCCCCGACGGACAGCAGAGCGCGACAGCCGCGAAGAGAAACACCAAUACAACUUGUCAUCUGACCAACGCAGUCACCGCUCUCGUCGCUGUGUGCGGUUUUUUUUUGUUGCACACUGUUUCGCCUCGGUUGUUUUGUUUUGACGGAGGUUUGCUUUAUUGCAACUAUUUAGGGAUCUUCUUUUUGAUUGUCGGACGGUUCAAUUGGGAUAUAAUUCUACAAGUUUUAAUUGUAACAUUUUCCCGUUUGUGCAGUGAGCGGGUUUCACAGUCAUUUUGACGUCUUUGUAUUUUCAUUGUGGACAAUAUUCUUAAUUAAAUGGUCUGACUGCCGCUCCUACAUCGCUUAUCAUAGAGUAACAGCUUGAUCUACUGGAGAACAUUUAACCGCAAUGGAAUAUUUCGAUGAAAACAUUUCUGCAAGGCAAUAAGGAACUCUGCACAACGUCAAGUAAAAGUCAUACAGCAUUCCUGUCCUAUUGGUAGGCUCUCUGGUCAGUUCGCCACGCCCCUUUGAGUGCCCCCAGUAUCUUUCUACGACCACAUCUGGCCCAGGAUGUCCAGGCAGCUCUCCCAGCUUCCGAACCCCGACGUCCCAGCUGGUGCAAGUGCACAAUUUGGAAGUUGUACUCAGCCUGCAGGCUCCCUCACAGGGGGGCAUCUCACCUCUAUGGCGGGUCUUAAAUCCCUCCUGCAGCACCCCAUAAAGGGAGACCAACGUUCAAAACCCCCAUGUGAAGUAAAAGACAAAGAGAGGCAGGACGAUGAUGAGGACUCAAUGGGAGUGUGCCCCAUGAGGAGUGGGAGUGGAAUAGCCAACAAUACUAGCAGUAAUGACUGUGGAGGAGGUGGUGGAAUUGGAGGAGGAAAUUUUAACCAAUUCUUGGGGCCCCUCUUGUGGGAUCGCACCCUGUCUGCAGAUGGGGGCCUCUUCCAGCUUCAGUACAUGGACUUGGAGGAGUUUCUGACCGAAAAUGGAAUGGGAAGCAUGCAUAACACCAACAGCUCCAGCUCAGCCCAGAUCCCCUCGCAGAGCUCCCAGUCAGCUGUGCCCAAUCAGAGCUCCCAGUGCCUACCGCCCUCAUCCCCACCUGGCUCUUUAUCUUCAUCGCCGUCUUCCUCUUCUUCCCCAUCGCUUAUUGGUCUGGAGGUGGUUCAGCCACAAAGCCUUGGAGGGGGAAAUGACUGUUUGCAUGGGAGUCAGACGAGUAUGAACGACUCCUGUGAGUCUCCCUGUUCUUCCUCCUCGUCCUCCUGUCCACCUCUACUCACUCCCACGGACAGCGGACCCGAUGGGCAGGGAAUGUUUGACAUGGAUUCUUCGGACAUGGAUAUGUCCGGCCAGCCGAACUACGACCCCAGGAGGCACUCUUUCAGUGAAGAGGAGCUCAAGCCACAGCCCAUGAUCAAGAAGGCCCGCAAGAUCCUGGUGCCUGAUGGCAUGAAGGAUGAGAAGUACUGGACCAGAAGGUAUAAAAACAAUGAGGCAGCAAAGCGUUCUCGAGAUGCUCGUCGUCACAAGGAGAACCAAAUAUCCGUGCGUGCCGCCUACCUGGAGAGAGAAAACGCCGCCCUCCGACAGGAAGUGGCGGAGAUCCGAAAGGAGCUUGGCCGCUGUCGCAGCAUCCUUAGUAAAUACGAGAACCGCCUCUCUGACCAGUGAUGAAGGCGUGCAGCUAAAUCAGGAAGAGGAGGAAUAUAACCUGGAUAACAUUUAUGACUUUUUGGGGUGGCACAAUGGACAGAAAUUUGGUCAAGCAAAUGAUGAUGAGGAAGAUGAUGAUUAUGAUGAUGAAUGUAUAAGACAAGGAGAAGGUUUGUGUAUCGAAGCUCAGGUGUCUUGUUUUGUUGAGGUGUCAGCUCUUAAAAGUGAAAGGUGGAGAGAGUAAUUUAACAGAUGAAGAGAUGUGACUUUUAAGAGUUUUGUUAUUGGAGAAUUGUAUAUUUUUAUAAUACAUAAGAAAAAUUAGAGGGAGAGCAAAUUUGGAGGAUAAUUUUGUAUAUUUUCUACAUAGAGACAGGGGGAAAGCUAUGGUAAAUAUCUUUUUAUUAUAGGUGAGUCAGGAGAUGUUUAACAAGUGGUCAGCCAUCGAUGGGUAUUUUUCGUCUUGAUUACUUUAGUCAGGAUGCAGCAGCAGGGGCAAAGACUCAUGUAACAAUUGUAAUAUAGAGAGCAAAAAGUAUCUUAUAAUCGUAUAGUUCAACAUUUUUGUGGAUUUUAUUCAAGCACUUAAUUAUUUUCCUGUAUUAUUUCUGUCACUUGGGAUGGGCAUGCUAGAGGGAGACAAAAUAAGAGGACAAGGCGGACACCAUGUAUACAGUCCUGCACUAUCAACACUUGUCUCGUGAGUCUUUUUAUAUAUAUCUAUUUGAGUUCCCCAACAAUAUAAGUUCUUUGUACUUUGAGCUUCAUGCAAUUGGUACAUUGUUCUCCAGUCCAUACUCUUAUCUUUGACCCCAUCUCCAUUUCUCUAUCCCAGUCGAGUGCUUUUAUAGUACUCUGGUGUCUCAGAUAAACUGGUAAAAGCCUGUUGUUGUGCCCCAGGUCUCUAUUCUCCCUCUUUAUCCUCUCCUUUGAAUCGUUGGGACAUUUUUCUUCCUCUUUUCUAUAUCCCACUGCUCUAUUUCUGCUCUCACUUAUAGCCAAUCCUCUCACAGUUACGUGCAAACUCUUCCCAUAACAGUUUAUCCCUGAGUUUCUCUUGUACUGCUGCGGUAGUAGAGCAGUUAUAUCUCAGUGUUGUAUUGUACUCGGAAAUAGUAUCAAUCUGCCCUGUAAAACGCACUUCGUUACUUUACUGUUCUUGAUGAACACACUUUAAUCAGCAUUACUAUAGGGGGAGAAAGGUUGUUGUAUAUUGGAUAGGCCUAUACUGUCUUGUGUAUGUGAUGUAUUCCAGGAGAUGGGCUGAUAACCCCCAUUGAUUGGAACAGAGUUAAAUUCUCAGAUUUCUGGGAGAAAUAAAAGCCAAAAUGUCCUAUCUUGAUCCACAAAAGCUUGUUGCUAUUUAGUGCUAUUUUCAAUACUGCUCCUUCCUUACUGUUUACUCCUGUUAUUACUCUUUACUUUUUACUGUAUCUAAAAACUUCUCUGUGCAUCCACAACACCUUCACAGGGGGCAUGGUACACUAUGUUAUGUUCCUGGGCAAGAGAUGACUAAUAUUGGUGUGAUUUUAUUCCCCUCAAUGACCAUGAUGAAUAGUAACGAUUACUGCUAUUAUUAUUAUUAUUAUUAUUAUUAUUAUUAUUAUUGUUAUGAUUAUAAUGAUUAUCCCUUUUGUUGUGGCUGUUCUAUAUUAUUGAAUGAUUUUCUUUCUUUUGAUGAUCUGUUGCAAUUUGAAACACCUUUGAUCUUCAGUUUUCCUAAGAAAGACAAUUCAAAUGGAAAAAACCCCUCACUCUGCUAUUUGCAUCCUGUCUCAGACCUCCAGUCAUUACUCUACAGACACUACUGCCACCUAGGUUUCUUUGACCAUGGACUUCACAAGCGUGGCUCGAUAACUUGAAUAUGACGUUCAUGCUGACUUACUUUACCUUUCGACCUCUUCGGUUCCCCGGCGGUGUACGGACUAUGCACACUUUCAAUAUGCUCCUUGUUCGUUUAUUUCACCCUUUAUCACCUCAGUCAGUGAUUGUUUGCUCUCCCAACAGGAUUUAGUCUCUAAUAUCCUCACAGAUGUGGAAUCUUUUAGUGACUCGAAUUGAACUACAACUUCCCUGCUGCAUCAGUGGUGUCCAUGUUGGCCCACUCAGUGCUGGUUAUUUGGAUGUAGUUGAGAUUUUUCCAAAAACACCAAUAAAAGAUUGUUCUCAUUCA